CCCGAUGCAGCACGUCGAGGCUCAGAUCCGCAGAAGAGUGUGUGUGCGCCAGAGAAGAGUAGAUCCACAGCUGACGGAUCAGAGGACGAGCGGUCUGGACACACUCAAUCCCUCGGCAUCUGCAUUCACAGGACAAAGAACCACACACACACACACACACACAAAGCAUGGAGGCGAUCACCAGCACACACACCAGCGGUUUCAGGCUACAGGGCUGUAAUUUGCAAAGACAUGCUGGACCGCAGGAUACAACACGACCAGGGAAGAACUGUGCGUGUUUGCUGUCACUUUUCAUAUGGAUUACAGCACUAAUCUGUUCACAUCGAGCACACACACACACACACGAGGACGGUCCACAGCUCGUCGUUAUCAUGAACUUCACACAGAGGAGAAAGUAAAGUAGGUGUCCAGUCGGUUUCUUUGAAAUGCCUCCUCUGAGAGUACAUUAAAUGCGUCUGUGUCUGGCUGAUGGCCACAAAAAAAGAUCUUUUUAAUGCAGUUCUGAAGAUUCUGAAACAGUGGCCAAAACACCGUCAGACUAGAGAUUUCUGAAGAUUGUACCUGAACAUGAUGGUUUGUGCAUGUUGGUGAUUGAACUGGAUUUGUUUGUGUCCAGCAGUGGAGCCUGGACCUCGGCCAUGGGAGUAAGAAGAGUCUGAGCGCUCCCAGUCUCCCCAGUGCUCUCGAGGAGUCUCCCAGAACCGGCUCACGAUGGUGCCGCCUCCUCCCACCAACAAGCCCCACGUCUGCUUGUCCACCAUCAUCAUCAUGAGCAGCAUGGCUCUGAUGGACGCCUACCUCGUGGAGCAGAACCAGGGCCCGCGCAAGAUCGGCAUCUGCAUCAUGGUGACGGUGGGCGAGCUGUGCUUCCUCAUCGUGCUGAGAUACGUGGCGGUGUGGGUGGGCGCUGAGGUGAGGACGGCAAAACGGGGGUACGCCAUGAUACUUUGGUUCCUUUACAUUUUCGUCUUGGAGAUUAAGGUGUAUUUUGUCUACCAGAACUACAAGGCUGACCGGAAAAGCCUGGAUGCCUUGGCCCGGAAAGCCCUGACGCUCCUGCUGUCCGUCUGCGUUCCCGUGCUGUUCGUGAUUCUGGUCGCGAUCGACCACAUGGAUUACGUGAAGGCUUUCAAGAAGAAGGAGGAGAUCAGAAACCGCUUGUUCUGGGUGGUGGUGGAUCUGUUGGAUGUUUUGGACAUCCAGGCCAACCUGUGGGAGCCGCAAAAGAAAGGGCUUCCUCUGUGGGUGGAAGGACUGAUGUUCUUCUACUGUUAUAUUCUUCUGUUAGUGCUGCCCUGCGUGUCUCUGAGCGAGAUCAGCAUGCAAGGCAUCAACAUAAGUCCUCACAAGAUGAUGCUCUACCCCAUUCUGAGUUUGGUCACCAUUAACGUUGUCACUCUCUUCAUCCGUGGAGGGAAUAUGCUCCUCUAUAAGGACAACAGAGUGUCUGGGAUACUUAUGGCCAAGAACAUCCUAGCCCUGGUUCUGAAGACGUGCAGCUUUGUACAGUACCGGAAACAGUUGCAGAGCGCCCCCCCGGGGUUUGGAGUGGAAUUACAGAAGAACUCUGUGCCGUCCGCUCGAUCUGUGCAGGCGGCUCCUCAGGGAGUGUUACAGGAGCAAACGGCGCUACCGGAGGUCACCACGUGUGAGCAUACGUGACCUGCGAUCUGGGGACUGCAGCUGCGAGGACACAACCUCUCUGAUGAAACAAUGUGGAUGUAUGCGACUGUGUACCGUCAUCUCAAUGAGAAAUACAAUUGGAGCAUCAUGGAAUAAAGGCAGUCUAUAAUUGCAUAAUUCAAAACUUUCUUUCUUAUGUAUAUUUGAAAGCAUACUAUUCCACCUUUCUUAAUACGCCAAUGUUCAAACUCCAGCCUUUCUUCAUGGCAGUGAUCUGGGGUCGGGUUGGGCUGGUUUGGUCCAGUUGGCCUCUUCUGGUAGAUGUCAUGAGGGUCUGCGGGCAAGCAACACAUAAAUCACAAAUAUUUCAUUGUACUACAGUAGAAGUUUCACAAGUGACUGGUUGUUUUUGGAGACUCCUGACUUGAAUUGGUCCUGUCUGCAGUCUUUGCCGUCGCAGCUCAAGAUCACCAAUGAAGGGUUUGGGACUGCUCUGAACGUAGGGGAAAAUGAUUGGGCAUACUACAGUAGUUACUUAAUAAAAUGAUUGGGCAUUUUGCUGUACUGCUAUAGCACAGCCGAAUACGAUAGGAAACCAUUUCAAACGUAGUCUGAUCAUAUUUUGUGUAGUAAGUCUAAAAGUCACUUUGAAUUACUGUUAGUUUGAGAGGAUCAAUGUGUCUGUCCCAUAAAAUCAAAGUUUCCUCAUUGAAUCAAACACAUUACAAGAUUUAUAGAGAUCUAUUUUUAGAGGUUUGUGAUAAGACAAAAGAAACGAUUGUGAUUCAUUUGGGAUUGUGAAAAAUCAAAAACUUCAAAAAGCCAAUAGGCAUGUUUAAAACAGCAACAUAAAAAGACGCAUAAGAACAAAACCCCAUUAAUGCAACAAACAGCCUUUCAGUAGAAAAGGGGGGAAGAUUGUUAUCUGUGAUGCUUUGAUUAAGAAUUGUGUGUAUUUGAGUGGUUGGGUGUGUUUGUCAAAGCUUGUUUCACUCAGGUCUAACACUAAAGUUACUGAUUAGACUGCAGAUCGAGAAUGUCUCGCAUCCUAACUCUCAUGAGGGCUUUUAAUUAAACCGCAUUACAAAGAGAAAAUGACCAAUGAUUUUCCUCUCUUCAUUUUAAUCUCCAAUUAGUGGCCAUCUAAUUGCAAAUGUAGUUCCUCUUUGCCAAAACCAUUUAUCUGAAAAUGCUCUGGAACAGCUUGUCGCUGCGGUAGUUAGUCAGGUGAUCAAUGGAUGAAGACAAAACUCUAGUUGUAUGCAAGAUGAUAUUUUAAUUUGAUCAUGUUUGAUGUUGGUUCUGAAUUAACAGUGAAUGUACUGCUGUGAGAAACUUCAACAGGCUGGUCGUGUGAUGAAGAAACAAACCUGUUACUUCCUGCAUUUGCUUACCGGACACACGAAAUGAAAGAAACGGACAGAGAUUCACUUCCUGGGAAAACUGAAGCAUCUCAGAAUGCUGUGAUAAAGAUGCACUGUUUUAUUUGUGUUUAACAUUAUUAAGUAAAUGGGGUCAAUUUUGACUGCAUAUUGAAUUUAAACAUUGGAUUUUAUUCAUAAAGGUUUGGCGUUGACUUCUUGUUUUUAGCUAGUGUUUGUAUUCUGCAGCAUUGGUGUGUUUGUGUGUCCUCUUCAUCAUUCCCAGGAAAGCAGGUGGUAAUAUUCUCAGGUUAUAUUUGUAACCAUUAAAACGAACGAUGACUGAGACGUCUCAUUGAUGUUGUGGAACUGCAUGGCUUGAACACAAAUAGUCAAAACUUUUCUAUACCAUUUGUUGUGUUAUUUUUAAUGUUCAAUUUUAAAUGCAGUAAUAUUGUGAAAUAUUAUUAAAAAUGAA
Molecule: messenger RNA, 3462 nt
Organism: Pimephales promelas (fathead minnow)
Lineage: Eukaryota; Metazoa; Chordata; Actinopteri; Cypriniformes; Leuciscidae
Source: RefSeq, a predicted model, not a curated record